CUAAGGUGAUAGUCAAUAACAGACGUAUGUAAGGUACACUGUAACUACAUCAUCAACUGUAUAUUUAUGGAUUUAUUUCUUAAAAUGAGUGAGAUGAAAUAUGAUUAUAUUUCCAUGUUAUUCACUCUCCUCAAAUACAUAACAAUUAUUAACGACUUAACCGAAAGUGGAUUUGAUAUCAUGUCGAUGAGUCAUGGGAAAACCACUUAAGCCACGGAUGACAUGAAUUUGAGAUGCAAGCGGUCGAUACCAGUAAGACGCACAUUGAUGUUGUGAUUUAUAGCUGGAAUAUAUGAUUUCGCAGAAUACUAACUCGAGCGUGAAACAAUGAGUCACGAAGACCAGCUGAAGAACAAACUGUAUAGAAACUGGGUAAAAUCUUCACUUGCUCUGAAAUACCUGAAGGAUGGAUUAGAAGGUUUUGUUGACGAUCAGGCUAGUUUGAUGCAUGAUGCAUUUCUUACCUACCUCAAAGGACAGUUAGGUACCCCAGGUAACCUUUCAUGCAAUUGUAAUCUGUGUGACAUUAUACCACAUCAUUGUGUAAUCAAUCAACCGUGUCGAACUGCAAAUCCAAAAAACUGCAACUGUAAGGGAAAGUCACGACGGAAGGGGUGUCCAAAAAGUAUGUGUGGUGUUAUAUACGACCUGAUAGUAGAUGAACAUCAAAAAAAUGAUCCAAUAUGGUCGAAUACGGAUUCAUCAAAAUGGCUUUCCGACCAUUGGGAGAUUGCGAAAUGUUUCCUCAGUACAACAGGGUACAAAUCGACUGACAAAGAAGACAUGGAUUCGUCCGGUCUAUUGAGCAUUUGCAUUAACUGCAGGUACAUAGCUUCAGUGAUCGCCAACAUCAGGAAUUUUGAACAGGCCCGAGAUCUUCGCAAUACCAUUCUUCACUCCGGUACGUUCGAGUUUCAAGAUGGCGAAGUCCAAACAUUCAUUGCCAAGAUGAUCGAUGUUCUUUCUGAUGGUGACGUUCUGAGCAAGGAUGUUAACGCAUUAGCAGCUACUGAGAACCUCAAAAAGCUACAGAUGGAAGACUUUAGUAUUUCUUCUCAAGAGGCAGACGCCAUGUGCGCAAGUGCCCGGGAGGAAAAUUACUUGAAGCUUAAGCUCUACUUGGAAGAAGAUCUGAAAUCGUUCAACAGAAAACACCAUUCUUCGGUCCCACUUUCGUCGUUUUUGGAAGAGAACGAAGUACCCCUGGCAGAAUUAUAUGUCCAACCAGCGCUUUUUUCUGUUGAAAGUCUUGGCUCCUCUUUCGAAGGACUUCGUUCAAAAGAAAGACGGAAGGUCAAAAGCCUUCAUGAGAUAUUUCACAAUCAAUCAAAGAGGUGCAAUGAAAUAUAUCUAUCUGCAGAUGCUGGUUUAGGGAAAACGGUCUAUAGUAAAUAUCUUGCAAACCUUUGGUGUGAUUCAAUAUACCUCAACCAGGAAUCGGUGGACCUCGAAACUACCCGAAAUUUCGAACCAGGCGAUCUCGAAACCAUCCGCAAGUUUGAUUUCGUGUUCAUUAUUUUGCUUAGAGAGUGUCUUGAAGAUGAAUGCGAUGUCGAUGUUAUGAUAUACAAUCAAGUAAUUUCACAAUUACCAAGAUUACAGUCGUAUUCUCUUGCAUUUGUGGAAAGGGUCUUGACAUGCGAACACUGUCUAGUUGUUCUGGAUGGGCUAGAUGAAUGGAAACACCCAGAGAGGGCUGUCUCAAAGUGUCGAUUGAAAGAAUCAAAUGUACCUCACAGAAAAUCACGAGCCAAAUGCACUAUAUUGACAACAACCCGUCCCUGGAAGAUAGACGUGAUCAAUUUGAAAACCAGUCAAAUUGAUCGACAUAUUGAAAUAGCUGGAAUUGAAGGCAAAGCUUCGGAAGAAUUGAUACAAAAUGUCAUGCUCAAAUUUGAAGAUGAAUGUAUUAACCUUUCCGAAUGUUCAACGAAGCAAUUUUACGACGAACUGCAGAAGAAACACAUCAGUCAUCUUCAGAAAAUUCCACUGCUUUUAAUGCAUCUUCUUUGUGUCUGGUGUGAUGACAUGCAACUGGGAGACUCCAUGUGUGAUGUUUUCUGUGAUAUUAUAAACUUGAACCUCUUCAGAGCUGAGAAGAAAGAUGAAAACUUGUUUCAAGAUACAGGCGAAGGAGUCGAAAACAAAACCGUUCAGGACCUAUUUGAUAGCAAAUAUCACUCAACAAUACAGGCAUUGGCGAAACUAGCAUUCAAUGCAUUAUUUGACUCACAUCGCGAGAAAUCACUGCUAUUUAGCCGGUCGGAAAGUAUCAAAACACUUGGAGAAACAGUUUUUCAGAGGGUUUUGAAGUCUGGUUUAUUGACACAGCGGAAGGUUAUUCGGAAAUUAACUAGACGGGAGUCAGAAGUGUCCUUUCCGCACAAAACAUUCCAGGAAUUCUUUGCAGCCGUUCAUAUUUGUCUAGAGUCCGGCAAAUCGGAGAUGCAGCUGUCACUUUUGACAAUGUGCUCUACUAUGAACACCAUACUGGAGUUCUCAAAAGUGUUCAUAUUUCUUAGCGGUCUGUCCCCUGCAACCGCUUCAGAGAUAUUUUCCAAACUUCAGCCUGCAAUAAUAGCUAGUAAGGAGCGAAAAAUGUAUCUUGCUCAUGGGUCUUUGCUGAAGUAUUGGGAAGAUGUUGCGCCACUAAAGGACUUGCAAGACAUGUUUUUAUCAUGUCAAAUGGAAUACGAAGAUAGAAAGCAAUGCCGCAAUGAACCAUUUUCAGUUAGCGUUUGUGACGUGUUCAUAGACGAUACAAAUAAAAUAAAUCAAGCGUUUUGGAACUUAACAUCCGAUACGUCGAUUGCGAAUACACUGCACAUCAAUGACGUAAACACUUCUGAAGAUUUCAAAAACGUAUUAAGUAAAAUGCCAACCAAUUAUUUGUCUCAACUCGAAAGACUUGAUAUUUGGGCCGUUGCCGGCGAAACUGAAAUUGAUCAUUUAUUUACCUGUGCGAAAGAAACAUUGAAUAUUUUGAUAUUUCAUUCUGGUUGCUGGAAAAGCAUGCGUUGGGUGGAACAUUAUGUCCCUCUUUCAGAGAAAGCGUUUAAUGCCAUGUGUCUCAUGAUGAACCUUGAAACUUUGUCACUGUGGGACUUGCAUCUUACACACAAUCAACUAGUGGAGUUGAGUUCUAGUCUUGAAAAGAAAACUUGCAUUAAACAAAUUGGAUUGGGGGACAUUCACUGUUUAGAUCACGGUGUUUCGUGCAAAGAACUGAGUCUUGACUUGUCGAAGCAAACAAGUCUGAAAAUACUACAAGUGAACUUACUUCCAUAUUCACAUGUGAUGGUCCCGGAGUCGAUCGAGGACUGCGUACUGGGAGCAUUUUUUGAUUCUUGCGUAUUGAAGACUUUAUUUGAAGGACUACAAAGAUCAACCAUGCUACGCGUCUUCAGCUGUUUUGAGCUGAAGAGUGAACAAGAUAUUGAUCUGAUGAUUAGUGCAAUUCCCAAACUACGGGCACUCGAGACUAUGCUUUUACACCGAACCAAUUUAGGGGACAAAAUAAUGACGAUAUCGAAAGAAAUGCUAAGUCUAUCUGUGAUCAAAUUAAAAAGAGUACGUCUCUCGGUCAAAUGCCUGAAAACACUUACAGAGCAAAUCUCCGAUUUCCAUCAGCCAAUAACAAUUGAACUUGUCGGAUGUGAAGUAACGACUAGGGAUGACUUUGAGCAAUUUAAAAUAGAUAUUAUGGCGUCUAGAUCAUUCAAUGUUAUCGAAAACAGCAUUGACCAAUUCAAACGAUCAAGGUUCGUUUUCCAGAGAAGAAAGUGACGUUGCAUGAAAUCAUUCUGUGUUCAGAUAAUAAUUCUCAAGUUCAGUGCGAAAAAGGACAAGUGCAAUAUUAUACACAUACGACUCGUAACGGAUUUAUUUUUAAUUUUAUUCUUUAUUUAUUUUAAGUUUAGAGAUUACAAUAUAUACCUAGCAAUACUCUAUAUCUAUAAAUAUAUAUUGCCUAUUGAAAUGCUAUGUGUGUUUCAUUGUUCAAAGAUGGUAACAUUUAUCAAUAAACAUAUUUUAAUGUAUACAGUAUCAUGA
Messenger RNA from Mya arenaria, 4053 nucleotides. RefSeq lists its product as uncharacterized. The transcript has 5 exons. Lineage: Eukaryota; Metazoa; Mollusca; Bivalvia; Myida; Myidae. The record is from RefSeq and is a predicted model, not a curated record. The coding region runs from base 328 to 3786 and encodes 1152 amino acids.